Lactuca virosa is the source of this 2556-nucleotide messenger RNA. The record is from the annotation of a GenBank genome assembly. Lineage: Eukaryota; Viridiplantae; Streptophyta; Magnoliopsida; Asterales; Asteraceae.
AUGCUUCUCUCUAGUGGAAUCAUCAUUAAUGGGGGCAACACGUGGUUCUCGUUAAAUAAGAAUGGGAAGCAUUGUGAAAUGAUAUCAGCCGAAUGUUUUGGUGUUUCAUUCGUUGAACCUCCUCAUGAUUAUGUUCCAUAUGAUGGUAAAAAUAAAUCAAGAUUUCAAGUGUGCAACCGAAGAGGUUUAUUUGGAAAUUUCACCGCACAUGUGACAACACAAUUUUUGUCACCAAAUAUCAUAUACAAAGUAAACCUUGUGUUUAUGAAUGUACUCAAAAGGCAGGACAAUUUAGGCAUCAAGUUCAAGUCCGGUAGUAAGACAAAGUAUAUGGUUUUGUUUGUAGCACAUGAGAGAGAAGAUGGAUGGUUGACAGCUGAAUUGUAUCAGUUCUUUGUCAACGAGACUGGUAAUGUUGACUUUGAAAUUGAGUUCCAUUGCCUAAAUGCGAUUGAAGUAGAAGGCAUUGAGUUUCUUCCCCUGGAGAAACAUAAGUUACUGGAUGUGGAUUUGCAAACAAACACAGAUUGGGGACCUAAAUUGCCAAGUGAUUAUGAAGACAUAAUCAAGUGGUCAAAAAAUUUCAUGUCUUUAUCUCUGGGACUAAGAUCUGAACCACCAGUAGUCAAGUCCGGUGUAGAUCACUUGAAACACUUCCGAGUUUUGGUAGAAGAUGACAAUGAUAAUAAGGAAAUAAUGGCUGAUGGUGUUAGAGUGUGCUCGAUUGUGAAGUUUUUGUCUGAUGAACAUUCCCAAGAAAGGGAAGAAGCUUUCUCGUUGCUCUAUGAGCUCUCAAAAUCAGAGGUUUUGUGUGAAAUAAUUGGUUCUGUUAAUGGCGCAAUCCUUAUUUUAGUUGGAAUGACAGACAGCAAUUCAGAAAAUCUUUCAAUUGUUGAGAAGGCUGACAAAAUUUUGAAAAAUCUAGAGAAGAAUGAGAACAACGUGAGGCAAAUGGCUGAAAAUGGAAGAUUGCAACCCCUUUUGACACUUCUUCUUCAAGGUUCCCUUGAGAUCAAAUUACGUAUGGCUUCAUACCUCGGUGAGCUUAGCGACAAUACAAAAGUUUUUGUAGCAAGAACUUCAGGUUCAUCGCUAAUCAACCUCAUGAAAACCGGUGACACGCAAUCAAGAGAAGCCGCGCUCAAAGCUUUAAAUCAAGUCUCCUCUUGUGAAACAAGUGCGAAGGUUUUAGUUGAACAAGGCAUACUUUCACCUCUUAUCCAGGAUCUUUUCUCGGACCUUCCUAUGCGACUAAAAGAAGUAUCCGCAACAAUCCUCGCAAACAUAGUAACCUGCGACUGUGAUUGCUUUUCCAUCACAGUGGGGCCCAACCACCAGACUUUGCUCUCGGAAGACAUACUUCACAACUUACUCCGUUUGAUCAGCAACAGCGGAUCAUCCCUCGAGUAUGAACUUGUACAAGUUCUCAUCGUAAUCACCAAUUCCCCUGUCACCGUGAUUCCAGUCGUGAACGCCGUCAAAAGCUCCGAUGCCACCAUCGUUUUGUUACAGUUGAUCGAAGCUCCACAGAAAGACCUACGCAUGGCUUCGAUAAAACUUCUCCAUAACCUCUCAUUACACAUAAGCCAAGAAUUAGCUAAUUGUCUAUACGGGUCAGCGGGUCAACUCAGUCGCCUAUUUAAAGUAAUAUCAGAAAACAUAGCGAGCACUGAAGAGAAAGCAGCCGCCAUUGGAAUUGUAGCGAACCUUCCAGAACAAGAUAGACUAACUCGCAAAAUGCUGCAUGAAGGCGAUUUUGAGAUCGUUGUUUGUGGAACAAAAAUGAUCACACAAGGAAAAACUAGAAGGAUCCGUUUUAUGGCUAUGUACCUCGAAGGACUUGUAAGUGUCCUAUCGCGGAUUACUUUUGUUUUAUCCGAUGUACGGAAAGCCAUCUCAUUUUGUCGUCACCACGAGCUCGCUGCUUUAUUUUCCAAAUUAGUCCAACAAAACUGGCCCGACAAAGUUCUAAUGGCCUCCGCUCUUGCUUUAGAAACUCUAUCUCGCCAUUCGAAAAACUUAACAAAACUACCUGAGAUCCGACCACCUAAAUUUCACAUGUCGGGUUUGCUCCGUUUAAGUAAAAAACCGGUCAUUUCAGGGCUGUGUAGGGUCCAUCGGGGGGAGUGCACACAACGAGAUACAUUUUGUUUGUUAGAAGGAGAAAGUUUGGCAAGUUUAGUGAACCUGUUAGACCAUAAGAAUGAGAAGGUGGUUAAGGCAUCAUUGGCUGCAUUGUCAACUUUGUUGAAUGAUGGGGUGUAUAUAGAAGAAGGGGUGAGUGUGUUGCGUGAGGCUGAAGGGAUUAAGCCGAUUCUUAAUGUGUUGAUAGAGAAUCAAAAUGAGAGUCUAAGGAGAGGGGCGGUUUGGAUGGUGGAGAGAUUAUUGAGGACAAAGGAUAUAAAGUAUCAAGUGUCGGCAAACCCAAAUGUUAGUACAGCGCUUCUGGAUGCGUUUCAGCAUGGUGAUUAUGAAACAAGACAAAUUGCGGAACGUGCGCUUAAACAUAUAGGUAAGAUACCCAACUUUUACGGGAUCUAUCCUAACAUGGGUUAG